GGUUCUUAUGGGUGGUAUUGGGGGUAUUAGUCCCUACAUAUUCCCAGAUAGAAUUUGGAGGCUGGUAUCCUCGAUUAUCAUCUCUUCUUCGCAUAGAAAUACAUACGGUAGACGAAUAUACAAUCCCAUGUAGGCGGAUAGUAGACUGAGAACUUGCCACCGCAUAGACACUUCACUAUCCUGUAACCUGCAACUUAUAUUUGCCUCAACCACGCAGCUAUUCAUUUCUACCCAUGACUUAUCAUCCCUAUCACCACAGUAUCGGCCACUUAUUUUCCUAUACUCAUAUAUACCCUUAUAAAACUUCGUGUGUCCUAGCUAGAACGACAACCGGGGGAACGGUUUCUGACAAAUCUUCGGGAGGCCGCACAAGACCUGCAUCGCUACCAAGAACGCCGGUUCCUGACCGCUAGGCUCAGCUGCAAGAAUACCUAACGCUAGUUUAUCAGAAGUUGCAGGCGGGGUAUCGAAGGCAUUCUCUAGCCAAAGGCUCGCGCAGAAGUUUGAUAGAGCGGCGGUGAGAAAGGGGAGAAAGGGGGCCGCCCGUGGCCGUGUAGGAGGCGAAAAGGAGGCAAGACUGAGAAAGCUAUAUCGACGUCGGGCACAUAUUCAAGAUGACUCUUAACCCGAUGUUGCCCCAGGCUGCCUGGGUUGAUCCUCUACCGAGUGACAACAUCUUUGCGUCUGAGUCUCACUUUCGCAGCAAUCCUGAGAUAGGAUUCUUUGUCUUUUGCUGUCAAGGAUUCAGCAACUGUCCUCUCCAACUUGGCGAGUUUUGGGCCGGCGACGUGUCUCAGCAGCGAUCGCAGCGGACAAUGGAUGACCAACACUGGUUCCAACACAUGGCUGCGGAUAGUGGAGAUGAAACUUAUGCGACCGAGGACCUUCUCAGCGACUGCUUCCCGGUUACUGAGACGAGUACGCCAUAUGGUAGGGGCCAAGCAAACGCCGUUGGUGUCUCAGCUGUCAAUAUCGGAAGGGAUUUUGAUCCGAGUCCCGCUCAACAGAACAGACCAGCGGGAAACGAGCAAAUGUUUUUGCCAAACCUGCGCAUAGCAAACGGGUAUGCUCGAGGCUUCGGGGCCAAUUAUGACGCCCGCCAGUAUGCUUGGCAGGCGUACAAUACCACAGGAGCCAACCAACCCACCAACUACCUCGACUCUCCUGACGGUCUACCCGAUAACCAAUGGCAACAUAAUAUGUCUGUCUUCGGCGAACCACUAGGGGGCCCUCAUGUGAGCCCCAGUAGCUUCUCGUCGUCAAUCCCUUCCUCGGCAACAUCCGAAGCUAUGGCUGCGAUGUCCCUUGAUUCCAUGACAGCGCAUAGCAACACAAUCGGAACUUCGCGUGCAAAUAACUCUGUACCUAGCUCGGAUACUUCUGGAAACAGCUGGGCAUCGGGUUAUCCUCCUACAAUUUCUCCCAAGAUGCUGCGCCUUAACCCAUCACCGACUCAUACUUCGUCGUCGGAGUCAAUGCAUAUCAAUACCCUAGCCAGCUGCGAUCCCGAUGUUGGCAUCUCUGCCUUCGAUAACCAUCCUCGCAGCCCAUUUCCUCACCAGCGCCCGCUCCAAAAGCCGCGCAAAGAACUCCCCAGCAGGCCAAUGAAGCAGCGCUCGCUACCAUCGUCGACCUUCGCAUCGAAACUGAAGGACAAGAAACGAGCUGCUCCACCAGCACCCCCGAUCCAGCUGCAGCCACCUCCCAGACCUAAAUUCACCCAGGAGAUACAAGAGCCGCUGCGAAGCUCACCCUACGAAAUCGAAGACUCUCCUGUCCCGUCUUUUCAAGGAAACGGCGAUAAACGACUUCCCGAAGAUUCUCGCUCGGCAAAGGACGAGUUCCUGGUUCGAUCGAAGAGAGAGGGUCUGACGUAUCGCGAGAUCCGCAAGCAGGGGAACUUCACGGAGGCCGAGUCGACGUUGCGGGGACGGUUCCGGACAUUGACGAAGGACAAGGAGGCGCGGGUCAGGAAGCCCGAGUGGAAGGACACUGAUAUCCGCUUGUUGAAGAAAGCUGUCCGCAAGCUGUGGCUAGGCGAGGAUAGCAUGCCGGUGAAAGCGCCGUGGGGCCAGAUCUCGGAUUACAUCGUGAAGCACGGGGGCUCGUACCAGUUCGGCAGCGCUACGUGCCAUAAGAAGUGGAAGGAGUUGGUGGAGGCGGGCAUGGCGGGACUGAAGUGA
Messenger RNA from Annulohypoxylon maeteangense, 2183 nucleotides. RefSeq lists its product as uncharacterized. NCBI's taxonomy places the organism in Eukaryota, Fungi, Ascomycota, Sordariomycetes, Xylariales, Hypoxylaceae. The transcript is spliced from 3 exons. The record is from RefSeq and is a predicted model, not a curated record. Bases 615 to 2183 code for a protein of 522 amino acids.